UUAUCUUUUAUUUAAAUUAUAGUUGUUUUUACUUAAGAUGAAUUUCUUUAAAAUAUUGAAUUGUGGUUUCACACGUCAGACACCCAAUCCUCAGACACACCAAUCAAAUUCUAAGAGCCAUCCGAAUUUAAUUAAAAGGUGUGCUGCCUCAACACAUGACACAAUCCGUAUUCCAUUAGAGUUGGUUCUUUCCGGAAAGUCUAACAAGUUUCUGGGCUUUACGUUGGAAGAACGUCAGCGUUUGGGCAUUCAUGGUUUAAUGCCGGCCUGUAUUCGUUCAGAUGAUGAACAGAUGUUGGCCAUCGAAUCGAACUUUUUUUCAUUUUCCGAAAACGUCGCCAGAUAUCGAUAUUUGAGGGCCUUGCGACAGAGCUACGAAAAGCUGUACUUCAAAUUCGUCGCUCAAAAUGUUAAGUUGGUGCUGCCCAUUAUCUAUACGCCCACGGUGGGCGUGGCUUGCACUGUAUAUGGAAUGCUGUACCGUGGAGUUACUGGCAUACAUAUCACCAAACACGAUCGAGGGCAUAUGAAGCAGGUGCUGUUGAACUGGCCGAAUCGGAGCAGAACUCAAGCCAUCUGUGUGACCGAUGGCGAACGUAUCCUGGGAUUGGGCGAUCUGGGUGCCAAUGGCAUGGGCAUAGCCGUGGGUAAAAUGGAGCUAUACACAGCCUUGGCCGGGAUUCCACCCAGUAGACUUAUGCCAGUUUGCCUGGAUGUGGGCACAAAUAACAAAUCCCUGCACGAGGAUCCCUUGUACAUUGGACUGCGCGAUGAGCGAUUGAAGGGCGAUGAGUAUGUGUCCUUCGUGGACGAGUUCAUGGAGACCGUGGUGGAGACCUUCGGCAAUCAGACCUUGAUCCACUUCGAGGACUUUGCCACGCCCAACGCCUUUAUGUUUCUGAGUAGAUAUCAGAAGUGUUAUUGCCACUUCAACGACGACAUCCAGGGAACAGCAGCUGUGGGCUUGGGCGGAUUGCUGGGCAUCCAGCGGAUCACCAAGAAGGCACUGGGGGAGCACGUCAUCCUUUUCGCCGGAGCUGGCAGUGCUGUCAUGGGCAUCUUGUAUCUGCUCAAGAAGGAACUAGUGAGCAGGGGCCUCACCCAAGAUGAGGCCGCCAAAAACAUAUACAUUUAUGACCAAAGUGGUCUCUUAACCAAGAAUAGUAAGAAAAUACAGGAGAAUUUAUCCAUAUACGCCAAAGAUAUGAAGCCCAUCAAGUCAUUGGAGAAACUAGUGGACAAAGUCAAGCCUUCGAUUUUGAUAGGUGCCACCUCAGCAGCAGGACUUUUCACAGAGAAAAUAAUACGAAGUAUGGCGGCGAAUCAUGAGCGACCCGGAAUCUUCGCCUUUUCCAAUCCCACCUCCAAAUCCGAGUGUACCGCCGAACAGGCCUAUCAAUUUUCAGAUGGAAAGGCUAUCUUUUCGGCUGGUUCCCCUUUUCCGCCAGUGGAGUUCAAUGGCAAACGACUCACUCCCGGCCAGGCCAACAACUGCUUCGCCUUUCCCGGAAUAGUUUUGGGCACCAUGACAGUUUUGGCAGAGCAAAUGCCCAACGAGGUCUUCCUCCUGGCAGCCCAUGAGCUGUCCAAGAUUCCCACCGAAGAGGAUUUACAAGGAGGACGCAUCUAUCCACCGGUGGAGAGCGCCAAUGAAGUGGCCCUCAAAAUUGGUGUAGAAGUAGCCAAGUAUUUGAUAGAAAACGGUUUAGCUAAACGGGCUUUAGAUCCGGAUGAAGUUCACGAUCAUAUUGCAAAGAAUUCCUAUGCACUGGAAUAUGGCAGUGCACUGGCCGAGACUUGGAGUUAUCCAAAGAUGAAGCCGAAUCCAAGUACGGCGGCCCUUCACAAGGAACUUCAAAAGAAAAAGUAGGCGUUAUCAGUUGGAAAAUAUUAAUUGUCGUUAGUUGGUGAUCGAUCUCAAAAUUUCCAAAUGGAAAAAUAACAUAUCAAAAUUAUUGGACAACAAGCAUAAUAGCCAUGGA
This is a messenger RNA of Drosophila rhopaloa, 1982 nucleotides long. Its product is annotated as NADP-dependent malic enzyme. Gene Ontology annotation, molecular function: malate dehydrogenase (decarboxylating) (NADP+) activity; NAD binding; malate dehydrogenase (decarboxylating) (NAD+) activity. Gene Ontology annotation, cellular component: mitochondrion. Gene Ontology annotation, biological process: pyruvate metabolic process; malate metabolic process. Bases 38 to 1870 code for a protein of 610 amino acids. Lineage: Eukaryota; Metazoa; Arthropoda; Insecta; Diptera; Drosophilidae. The record is from RefSeq and is a predicted model, not a curated record. The transcript is spliced from 4 exons.